Molecule: messenger RNA, 840 nt
Organism: Cyphellophora attinorum
Lineage: Eukaryota; Fungi; Ascomycota; Eurotiomycetes; Chaetothyriales; Cyphellophoraceae
Product: Dephospho-CoA kinase CAB5
Exons: 1
Coding region: 1-840 (279 amino acids)
Biological process (GO): coenzyme A biosynthetic process
Molecular function (GO): dephospho-CoA kinase activity; ATP binding
Source: RefSeq, a predicted model, not a curated record
AUGCUCCUGAUCGGCCUCACCGGCUCGAUCGCAACCGGCAAAUCUACCACCGCAACCCUCCUCACCUCCCCACCAUACUCCCUCCCCCUCAUCGACGCCGACAUUCUCGCCCGAAAAGCCGUCGAGCCAGGCACGUGGGGCUACCGCCGCAUAGUAUCUACCUUCGGCGCCUCAACACCAGAUCUUCUCCUGCCCGCGUCCGAUCCUCAAUGCCAAAAUCUCGAGAACGGCCCCACAGGCCAUGGCCGCCCACUAAACCGCCCAGCUCUAGGCCGGAGGGUAUUCGGCAACAGUGAGGAGAAGGCGCGCGACCGCAAGAAACUCAACAGCAUAGUCCACCCGGCCGUGCGCUUCUACAUGCUACGCGCCGUGCUCUACCACUACAUCCGCGGGUCUAGCGCAGUCGUGCUGGAUAUUCCCCUGCUAUUCGAGUCUGGGUUGGACAUCUUCUGCUCGACUGCGAUCGUGGUUGCGGUGUCGGACCCGAAGAUCCAGAUGCAGAGGCUACGGGAGCGUGAUCCGCAUCUCAGUGCGGAGGAUGCGGAGAAUCGGGUCAAGAGUCAGACGGAUGUGCGUGAGAAGGCGAAGCGGGCGGAGAUGAGGGGGGAGGGACGGGGGUUCGUGUUGUGGAACGAUGGCGGGAGAGGGGAUUUGGAGGUGCAGUUACGGGAGGUGAUGAAGGAGAUCCAGGGAAGGAGUCCGAGGUGGUGGGGCUGGUUGUUGUUGGUUUGUCCGCCGUUGAUGGGGACGGUGGUUGGGUGGGAAUUGUUGUUGACUUGGUGGAAGAGGAGGCAGGCGAUGAAAGAGAGGGGCCAGGAAUUGCCGAAGGCGAAAUUAUGA